Messenger RNA from Girardinichthys multiradiatus, 2194 nucleotides. Its product is annotated as cyclin-Y-like protein 1. The transcript has 11 exons. The coding region runs from base 690 to 1715 and encodes 341 amino acids. Gene Ontology annotation, molecular function: protein kinase binding; cyclin-dependent protein serine/threonine kinase activator activity. Gene Ontology annotation, biological process: regulation of cyclin-dependent protein serine/threonine kinase activity; regulation of canonical Wnt signaling pathway. The record is from RefSeq and is a predicted model, not a curated record. NCBI's taxonomy places the organism in Eukaryota, Metazoa, Chordata, Actinopteri, Cyprinodontiformes, Goodeidae. Gene Ontology annotation, cellular component: plasma membrane.
AGUGGCCUUGGAGUGAACACGUCAGGUAUGCAACAGGAGCUUUUAUUUUGAAAUGCAAAAACCGGAAGCCGCGUCUGAAUGUAACUGCUACGCUACCAAGCACUGUGACGUAGAGGACGUGUCUCCUGCAAAUGAGAGGAGAUAUCAGCCCGGGGACUGUGGCACAUCCUUCGGCUGCAGCGGACAUGGAUUGAUCCAUUAUUCCUGGGGAAGGGGGAGCAGCCGAACCUGGGUAGACCUGAGCGUUAGCCGGAUAGCCAUGGAGGCAGACAGACGAGCCUGGGACUGUUGGAUCACCAAAAACUCUUCACUGUUAAAUCUGAGCAUAUUAUGAAUAGUUAUUGUUAGAAAACUGGUGGUUUCAUCCAUGGAAGUCUGGGAAAUGUGUGCACACGCCCUGAAUAUGUCAGCUGUCUGUGCCCACUCUGCAGAAACCUUAGUUAUUCCAUGCAUCCCUGUCUGCUGCUAGAAAAUCCAAUUGUCACCACAUUUUAUUCUUGGCGCCAUAAAACUGAUUUAAAACUCAUUUAAUACGUAUAGGUGUUAUGUGUUUUUAAGUGCCACCCCCUUCCUUCCUAAAAGGUAUAGGUUGAACUUUGACCCUUGGAGUGCAGUGUUAUCAGCAGAAGGCCCAGCUUUAGUUAUAUGGGAACGAGCUCUGGCCGGAGCAGGGCAGGUGUAGAUCAGAAAUGGGAGGCUCCGCGUCCUGCUGCUUCUCUCCAGGGGAGAGUCCAAAACUCCACAGGAGACACGUGGAUCUGGACGAGUGUCCCAUCACCACCACAGAGGACGUGAGCGAGGACACUGGGACGUACCUACAGCACAUCAGCGACAGGGAGUUACCAGAUGAACUGGCCCAGGAGGCGAACCCAUCGGACCACCCCAGAGCCAGCACCCUUUUCCUCAACAAGUCCCAGACAGAUGUGCGUGAGAAAAGGAAAAGCAACUAUAUGAACCAUACAUCUCCAGGGCUCCUGAGUAAAAAGUACAGUUCCUGCUCAACUAUUUUUAUUGACGAUAGCACAGUCAGCCAACCAAACCUUAAGAGCACCAUCAGAUGUGUUGCUUUGGCCAUAUACUAUCACAUCAAAAACAGAGAUUCCAACCGAUCACUGGAUAUAUUCGACGAGAAGAAGCACCCUCUGUCGAGAGAAAAGGUCCCGGAUGAUUAUUCUGUGGUUGAUCCUGAACACAAACUGAUCUACCGCUUCAUCAGGACGCUCUUCAGCUCUGCACAGCUCACGGCUGAGUGCGCCAUCGUCACUCUGGUGUACCUUGAAAGGCUUUUGACGUACGCUGAAAUAGACAUUUGUCCCUCCAACUGGAAGCGUAUCGUUCUUGGCGCCAUCCUGCUGGCUUCCAAAGUCUGGGAUGACCAGGCCGUCUGGAAUGUCGAUUAUUGCCAGAUUCUUAAGGAUAUGACAGUGGAGGACAUGAAUGAGAUGGAACGUCAAUUCUUGGAGCUGCUUCAGUUUAACAUCAACGUUCCAGCCAGCGUCUACGCCAAGUAUUACUUCGACCUGCGCUCUCUGGCAGAUGACAACAACCUCAACUUCCCUCUGGAGCCACUCAGCAACAAGCGAGCCCAAAAGCUAGAGGCCAUAUCCAGACUGUGUGAGGACAAGUACAAGGACCUGAGCAAAUCUGCCAUGAGGAGGUCCAUGAGUGCAGACAAUAUGGUCGGCAUCAAGAACUCGCAGGCCGUGCUUUCCUGAUCCAGUCUAAAAAGUAUCUCUGAUCUUCCUAACUGGACGGAACUACUGAGAAAGGAUUUUAGAGAAGACAAACAUCCUUGAAAGAUUAAGUGUCAAUUUUAGAGGCUAAAUAUAUAACACUAUAACUUUAUUAAUCAUGUCUUUGUGUUAAGUUAAAAAAACUUCAGUGGUUUUCCUUUCAAAGCAUGAAGAUUUGGUAACAUAUAUCGGAGGAAAAUAGUAUAUAAUGCUUCCUGAAGUUGCACAAUUUUCUUUGUAUUUCAUUUUUUAUUAUAUUUUUGGGGAGCAAUAUCCAGCUGCUACCACCUUGUUCCCAGCAGUAAUUACACAAAAACUGUCAUGAACUACCCUGUGGCGUAGUUCUUCACAUGGACAACAAGACGUUUUGCUUACUGUGUAGGCUCCUAUAGCUGUGAAAUGUACCAGACUUUAUUUAAUUCAAAUAAAUUUCACUCGCUGAUUUUAAGUUAGGUGGAAAA